This is a messenger RNA of Toxorhynchites rutilus septentrionalis, 3792 nucleotides long. RefSeq lists its product as uncharacterized. Bases 1 to 3792 code for a protein of 1263 amino acids. Lineage: Eukaryota; Metazoa; Arthropoda; Insecta; Diptera; Culicidae. Gene Ontology annotation, molecular function: nucleic acid binding. The transcript has a single exon. Gene Ontology annotation, biological process: DNA integration. The record is from RefSeq and is a predicted model, not a curated record.
AUGGCCAAUCGACUUGGAGUACCGAAGAAACGUGCGAAUGUUCCAAUCACCGGCAUCAAUGCUCUGCGAUCCUUAGCUCGUGAGAAGAUCAACAUUAGUUUUCGAUCCCGUGUAUCUAGCUUUCAUGCGAACCUCGAUUGUUUAGUCACAACACAAGUCACUGGAACUAUCCCUACAUCGAAACUGGAUAUUGGCUCGUGGAAUAUCCCAACUGGUCUGAUACUAGCAGAUCCCCAGUUCCACACGCCUGCAAAGAUCGAUAUGCUAAUAGGAGCAGAAAUAUUCUUUGACAUCUUCAAACCAAGUCAGCUUCUUCUAGAGGAUGGCCUUCCUCAUUUGCGCGAUACCUACCUUGGAUGGAUCGUAUCUGGAGUUAUUCACGAACCGUACUCUCCAACAGUAAACCUCCAACACUCCAAUAUAGCUUCAAUUGAAGAAGUUGAAACCAUGAUGCAACAAUUCUGGAAAAUUGAAGAAGUGUCAGAUGUUCCCAAAUUUUCUGCCGACGAAUUGGCUUGCGAGGCGCAUUUCCUGUCCACGUAUAAGCGAGACCCAAACGGACGAUUCAUUGUAAAACUACCUCUAAAGAAGAAUGUUGACAAGAUGAAUGAUUGUCGAGCCCUGGCACUGAAGCGAUUCCUGAUGUUGGAAAAGAAGUUGGUGCGCAACCCUGAGUUACAGAUGCAGUAUAUUCAGUUCAUCCGAGAGUAUGAGACUCUUGGUCACUGUCACGAAAUUAACGAAGCCAAUGACCUGCCUAAUCAACGCAAUUUUUACAUGCCGCAUCAUGCUGUUCUGCGGCCCUCGAGUUCCAGCACAAAAUGUCGUGUAGUCUUCGAUGCCAGUGCGAAGCCCACUCCUGAUAGUUUAUCAUUAAUCGAUGUUCUCCACGUCGGGCCUGUAGUACAAAGCGAAUUAUUCUCCAUUGUACUAAGAUUCCGGAAACACCAAAUUGCAAUAUCGGCGGACAUAGCAAAAAUGUACCGCCAGGUAUCAAUGGCAGCUGAAGAUCAGAACUACCAACGAAUAUUCUGGAGAGAACAUCCGGCACAUCCGCUGCGAAUACUGGAAUUGAAAACCGUAACGUAUGGAACAGCUUCCGCCCCUUACCAGGCCACACGAUGUUUAGUGCAGCUGGCAGAAGAAGAAGGACGUGAUUUCCCCGUUGCCGCGCGCAUAGUAAAGGAGGAUAUAUAUGUGGAUGACAUACUCACUGGAGCUGAAAGUGUGACUGAUGCUAUCAAAGUUUAUCGUCAAUUAAGGCAGCUUCUUGGUCGAGGCGGUUUUCCCAUACAUAAGUGGUGUUCGAAUUCGAAAGAGCUACUGGAACACAUACCGCCGCAAGAGUGUGAGAAACAAAUACCAAUGGAUUAUUGUGAAGCAAACCAGGUAAUCAAAAUUUUGGGAUUGCUGUGGGAUUCCCACGAAGAUGCCCUUUAUAUCGCCAAUCAACCUAAGCAACCAACGAUACAACAACAAAUAAUUACAAAGAGGAUUAUCUAUGCUGAAGUGGCUAAGUUUUACGAUCCACUUGGUUUGUUCUCGCCGGUAAUAGUUCUGGCAAAAUUACUUGUGCAACAAAUUUGGAGAACUAAGGCAGGAUGGGACGAGUCAGUUGACACCGAACUGACCCAGAAGUGGAAUCUAUUACUGUGUUCGUUGUCACAACUCAACCGAAUAAAGGUUCCGAGAUGUGUGACUUUUAACAAUGCAAUUGCCUUCGAGUUACAUGGAUUUGCCGACGCCUCAACUGUAGCCUACGGAGCAUGUAUUUAUCUACGAAGCAUAUUCAACGACGGAACAGCCAAACUUCGAAUGUUAUGCAGCAAGUCCAAACUUGCUCCCUUACACGACCUUUCCAUACCCAGAAAAGAGCUUUGUGCAGCUCUAUUACUUACGCGACUUCUCCAGAAGGUGAUACCAGCCCUUGGAAUAACGUUCCAGGACAUAGUUUUAUGGAGUGAUAGCACGAUUGUUUUAGCAUGGAUAAAGAAACCUCUAAACCUACUUCAAUUGUUCGUACGGAAUCGUAUCGCCGUCAUCCAAGAACAUACGAGUGAGUACCGAUGGCAUUAUAUUCGUUCUCAGCAGAAUCCUGCCGACCUUACAUCACGUGGUCUGCUAUCAGAACUUCUGGAAGAAAACAUGCUUUGGUGGGACGGCCCCGAAUUCCUCACAAAGUCACAAUACAAAACAGAAAAUGUUGAAGAUGUUCCCAAUGAUAUGUUACCAGAAAUGAAAUCCGCUAUAGCUACAGCAGCCGUGAGUAGUCCUCAUUUCGCAUUUUUGUAUAAAUUCAGCAGCUUCCGUAAAAUACAAAGAAUAAUGGGAUACAUCCUGCGGUUUGUUGCGAACUGCAAAAAGAUUGCGUCUAAACGAGAACGAUCCCACUUGACGAUUCGUGAGCUGUAUCAAUCGUCAGAAGCUGUCAUCCGCAUAAUACAACUAACUCACUUAGGAGACGAAAUUGAACGAGUUAUUGCUAAUGAGCCCUGCAGAAGAGUCGGUAAUCUCCGGCCGAUGUACAGUAACGGUUUACUGCGAGUUGGUGGUCGCCUUAGUCAUUCCAAAUUGCCGUUCAACAAUCGACACCAAAUAAUUUUACCUGACAAAGACCCCAUAGUUCGACUGAUGAUUCAAGAAAUGCACAUCGAAUUGCUUCAUAUCGGACAGACUGGCCUGAUGAACGCAAUGCGUCAGCGAUAUUGGUUGUUGAAUGCCCGAUCUACUAUUCGACAAGUCACUCGAUGUUGUGUUAAAUGUUUCCGUACGAAUCCAUCUAAGACGACGCAGCUAAUGGGAAGUUUGCCGCCAGCAAGAGUUGUACCAUCGCCUCCAUUCGCAGUGACUGGAGUAGACUAUGCUGGUCCAUGUUGGAUCAAGCAUGGAACUCGCCGUCCGACAUUAACGAAGGCCUAUAUAGCAGUUUAUGUGUGCAUGGCUACUAAAGCCAUUCAUUUGGAAGCUGUCUCCGACCUAAGCACCGAUGCCUUUUUGGCAUCCCUUAAACGUUUUGUGAGUCGAAGAGGAUUGGUUCAACAACUACAUUCGGACAACGGGACCAAUUUUCGCGGUGCCCAGCAUGAAUUACAUGAGUUAUAUCGUCAAUUCCGGAAUCAACAAGCAGUUCAACGUAUUCAGCAGUACUGCCAGACUAAAGAAAUCGAAUGGCACUUCAUUCCACCAGAUGCCCCAGAGUUUGGAGGGUUAUGGGAAGCAGCAGUCAAAUCCGCUAAAACCCACUUGCAGCGUAUUGUUGGACCUGUGAAGCUAACCUACGAAGAAUUUGUAACAGUCCUGACUGAGAUUGAAGCAGUGUUGAACUCUCGCCCACUUUAUAGUAUUUCGAACGAUCCUGCCGAUCCGCUAGUUAUUACACCUGCUCAUUAUUUGAUUGGACGUCCUCUCAUCGCUCCAGCCGAACCAUCGCUUGAAGAUAUCAAGGCAAACCGCUUGGAUCGUUGGCAACAUCUUAGGCUAAUGCGCGAGCACUUCUGGCGUGCUUGGAACCAGGACUAUCUCAACACGCUGCACCCGCGGAAGAAAAAUUUACAGGUGAUGCCCAACGUUCGUGAAGGUAUGAUUGUUCUUCUACACAACCGGACCCAGCCCCCUCUCCACUGGAAAUUGGGUCGAAUCUCCGCAGUGUAUCCAGGAAGUGACGGUCUGAUCCGAGCAGUUGAUGUAUCCGUGGAUGGUUCGAUUUUCCGGAGACCUAUCAACAAAAUUUCAAUUCUGCCUAUCGAAGACAACCAUUCUAUUCGAAGUACAUCUCAUCCAAGCAGAUCGUAA